AAGGAGAUCCUCAACAACCCAACAAGUCAAAGGUUCCCACCCCUAUUUAAGCAGCAGAUCCCAGCUGCAAGGAGACUCUCAUUAAGCCUCAUGGUUGAGUUGAACCUCCUGGCACAAUGGCAGUCAGCAAGCUCGUCAAAUACCUUCUCUUCAACUUCAACUUAUGGUUUUUCGUGGGAGGAAUUGGUAUUCUCAGUUUCUCUGCACUUGUCAGGAUCAACAAAGCAGCCUUCCAGAUCACAGAUGAGCUUCUUCCAGCCGUAAACCUCCUGAUUUUUGUCGGUGCCAUGACCAUGGCUUUUGGCUUCCUGGGCUGCUGUGGAGCUCUUCAAGAGAGCCUGCUAGCCAUUUUAUUCAAGGGCCUGCUGGUGAUGUUCCUCAUGCUGUUGUCUGUGGGAGUGUUGGGAGCCAUAUCGAGAACCGCAUCUGCUCAGGAGAUGUUGAAGGAACACAUGAAAGAUCUGCUACCGCUCAGCGAACAGCCGCAAGAUUUUCAGGUGUCGUUUCAGAUUGUGGAGGGGACCGGGUUCUGUUGCGGUUUCUUCGGUGGACAUCAUGAUUGGGGAAAUGCCAAAGCGGUGCCGCCCUCUUGUAACUGCAGAGACUUCACCAGAAACUGCACUGUUAUGGAAGAACGUAUUAUCUAUGCGACACCGUGUAUGACGUACUAUAUGACGUGGUUGGACAGGGUAUCAGUAACCCUUAUGGGCAUUGCGUUUGGAUUUGGAAUCUUGAUGAUCCUGGGCGUGAUUUUCUCAUCGAUCCUGUUCUGUCAGCUGCGUGAUGGAAAGAAAAGCUUCUUUCUUUCUUUCUAAAGUGUUCAUCACAACGGAAGUUUACCUGUGUUUAUCAAAGGACAAAGCAUCCUGUUCGUGUUGAAUGCUUUUCUACUGGGCUCUGCCUCAUUCUACAUUUAAUUUUUUUCAAACCGUUUUUCAACAAUUGUAUUUAAUAUUUUUCUAGUUCUCUACCUGUGUUUUUAAUUCUUGUUUUACUUUUAUGUAUGCACCACAACACCAAGUCAAAUUCCUCGUACGUGUAAACCUACCUGGUAAUGACCCUGUUUCUGAUUCUAAUACAAAUGUUAACUGUGGAAAAAGCUGUUUUAUUAAAUGUAAAUUGAUAAAU
Molecule: messenger RNA, 1128 nt
Organism: Gymnodraco acuticeps
Lineage: Eukaryota; Metazoa; Chordata; Actinopteri; Perciformes; Bathydraconidae
Product: tetraspanin-8-like
Exons: 1
Coding region: 117-815 (232 amino acids)
Cellular component (GO): membrane
Source: RefSeq, a predicted model, not a curated record